Molecule: messenger RNA, 2230 nt
Organism: Andrographis paniculata
Lineage: Eukaryota; Viridiplantae; Streptophyta; Magnoliopsida; Lamiales; Acanthaceae
Exons: 9
Coding region: 379-2037 (552 amino acids)
Cellular component (GO): membrane
Source: RefSeq, a predicted model, not a curated record
UCACCUAUGGCUACCUAAGCUAACCUCUGCCGUUUCUCUCGUCAUUCACACUCCAAUCUUCCAUGUGAAAUCGCCACCGCCUCACCUAUACAUACAUACAUAUAUAUAUAUAUAUGUCUAUAUACACGCCCCCAAUUAACUUCUACAUAUUUCAUCAUUUCCUCUCUGCUGUGUUGUGUUGUGAUCAUCAGAUUCAGAGAUGUGGUUUCGUUAAUCAGGACAGGGGAGGGAGGAAAAACCUCACUCAGAUUUUCCUACUCGAACCAGAAGGAAAUGCGACUGCAGAAUGAUCCAUUCAACAAUCAACAACAUAAUCAUUCCGCGUUGGACGAUUCUUGAUCGAGUUUUUACGUUCGAUUCUUCUACUGAUCGGUACUGAUGGAGACGAAGCUCACUUUCGGUUUCGUUGUUGCUUUGAUUUCUGUCUCCGUUUUCUUCGAUUCUAGUUUUGUUCGUGCUCAAUCAGCCUCGGGAGAUCCUUUCAACUACAUAUUUGACGAACACAAUGCCGGUUCGUGGAAGGACGAAAUAAUGAGUUCUAUAACCCAAGUUCCCGGCCGCGGCGCUGACGAUACACCAAAACUUGUAUUGGCGGCGAAUAGGACAGAGAGGCCCGACAUUCUCUCCGAAUUUCGAAAAUACAGAGGCGGAUGGGAUAUCUCCGAUCGACAUUAUUGGGCUUCUGUCGGAUUUACAGGUGCUCCGGUUUUUAUUCUUGCCGUAUUAUGGUUCGUCGUAUUUGGAGCCGCGCUUUUGGUUUAUUACAUCUGUGGGAGGAAGCUCAACAUCUGUGGCCAAAGUUCCAGCUGGUCGUCGAAGAUUUGCAUCAUAUUUCUCGCUGUCUUUACAUCUGCGGCAGUGACUGGAUGCAUUUCACUUUCCGUUGGACAAGAAAAAUUUCACAAAGAAACAUUCGACACCGUGGAUUAUCUUGUGAACCAGUCGGAGUACACCGUGCACGUGCUGAGAAAUGUCACGGGAUAUCUGUCGCUCGCGAAGAACAUCAGCGUCGCGAAGAAUUUCCUUCCAUCGGAUGUCAUGGACGACAUCGACAGAGUAAAUUUGGAACUGGAAAACUCUGCCGAUACUUUGGAGGUGAAAACUAACGAGAAUUCGGCCGAAAUACAGAAAAUCUUCGACGCAGUAGAAUCGGCGCUGAUCGCUGUUGCUGUGGGAACGCUUCUUGUAUCGAUUCUAGGCCUCGUGCUGUCGAUCUUUCGCCAUGGCCACAUAAUUCACAUAUUCAUCGUUAGCGGAUGGCUACUCGUCACAAUUACGCUCAUCCUCUGUGGAGCUUCGACUAUCAUCGACAACUCGAUAUCCGACGCUUGUAUGGCCAUGGAAGAAUGGGUAGAGAAUCCGCAUUCGGAGACGGCCCUGAGCGACAUCCUGCCGUGCGUCGACGAGAGCACGACAAACCAGACCCUGUUCAAGAGCAAACAAGUCAUCAACGAUAUCGUAAACAUCGUCAACGAGUUUUUGGGCUCGGUCGCAAACUCGAACCCGAACCCGACCCCGAACCCGUCUUCGUCGUACUACAACCAAUCGGGCCCGUCGAUACCCCCGCUCUGCUACCCGUACGACUCCGAGCUGCAAGAUCGAAACUGCUCGGCACAAGAGCUAUCUUUCGACAAUGCGACUCUUGCUUGGCGGAGUUACGCUUGCGUUGCGACGGAAGAUGGCGUCUGCACCACCACCGGGCGGCUGACUCCCGAGAUGUACGCGGAGCUCGUCGCUGCGGUGAACGUCGGGUACGCGCUCGAACACUACGCCCCGCCGUUGCUAAACCUUCGGAACUGUAAUUUUGUGCGGGACACGUUCAGAAACAUCGCACGGAACUAUUGCCCGCCGUUGGAAUAUUAUAUCGGCGUCGUGGAUGCCGGAUUGGCGUUGAUCUCGGCCGGGGUGAUGAUCAGCACCGCCCUGUGGAUUGCGCGCGCUGACCGGAAUCCGAUGCAGGUCGGGAGCGUUUGUUCGGAAUCGUCGGCGCCGACGCCGCCGCCGGAGGAGGAGGAGAAGAAGAAGGAGUUGGAGUAAUGUAAGAUAUAGAUAUAUACACAUAUGUACGUAUAUACACAUAUGUACGUAUAUACGUAUAGAUAGGAGUGAAGUUUGUUGGCGUAUAUACUCGGCCAAGCUCGAAGAGUUGUGGGCUGGUUUGCUUAUAGCGUUGUUACGUUGUUGUGUGAUGGAGUGAUUUGUCGUUAUAUAUGACCGUAUUCUCUUUUAA